This is a messenger RNA of Anopheles nili, 2279 nucleotides long. RefSeq names its product tetratricopeptide repeat protein 39B-like. NCBI's taxonomy places the organism in Eukaryota, Metazoa, Arthropoda, Insecta, Diptera, Culicidae. Gene Ontology annotation, molecular function: protein binding. Bases 24 to 1817 code for a protein of 597 amino acids. The record is from RefSeq and is a predicted model, not a curated record. The transcript has 9 exons.
GAACAAGUACGCCUUAAGCUAACAUGGCAACCGCAACAACUUCCAAUAGCGACGAAUUAUCAAACUAUGACGAUGAUGAUGAGUUUCAAGACGCUUGUGACAACGAAGGCGCUUCAGCUUCUUGUACGCUGGAUUUGGAUACAGCAUUAGCAGAAGCAAAGAUCGCUGUGGAUUUGUUUUUCAACAAUAAGUUUAAUGAAGCGGAAGCUCUAAUGAAACCAAUGGCUACUUCCAGCAUGUACCAUUCAGUGGGGCACAGCGUUUUUACAUAUUUGGAAGCAAUGCUUACAUUUGAACAACAGCACAUAGCAGCUGCAUCCGAAGCAUUAAAACAGUGUUUGGGCGUUUGUAACCGCUUUCGAAAGAAGAACACUCUUACGGAGACAAUAGGUAAGACAUUUAAGAAGGUUAAUUAUGAUCAGUACACCGAUAUGGAAGCCCAUGCCGAACUGUGUUCAGCAGAAGCAUUGCUGCUGAAAGCAAUGUUAACAUUUAUUGAGGAUGAAACAUUAACGAGUUUGAUAAAGGGUGGAAUGAAGAUUAGAAAUUGUUUUGCUAUGUAUAAAGAAUGCAAUAACAUACUCAAUCAUCGCCAAUGGGAGUCAGAAAGUUCAAAGUUGCAUUUUGAAAGCGGUGUUCGAAUGGGGCUAGGAACGUUUAAUCUUAUGAUAUCGUUGCUUCCAGCCAGAAUAAUAAAACUUUUGGAGUACAUAGGAUUCUCGGGAAACAAGCAAUCCGGUAUGCAGGAUUUAGUUACUGGAUCACAAAGCGAAGGCAUACGACAGGUUCUGUGCGUGAUGACACUGCUUGGAUACAACCUGAUCGUUUGUUAUGUGUUGAGUCACAAAGAGGGAGAUUUACGUUUUUGUGAUGAGCUGUUAGUAAAGCAACUGAAACAGUAUCCGGAUGGUGUGUGGUUCCUGUUCUUCAAGGGUCGUCUGGAAUUCAUGAAAGGAAAUCUUGAUGAUGCCUUAAUGUGGUAUAAAAAGUCUUGGAAGUCGCAAAACGUUUGGCCCCAAUUUCACCAUUUGUGUUUUUGGGAGCUGCUCUGGGUCAACUGCUUACGACUGGAUUGGCGGGAGUCAUUGCUUUAUGCGACAUACCUUGUCGAAAACAGUAAAUGGUCACGUACGAUUUACACAUAUCAGAAAGCAUCGAUCAUGUGCAUGCUAAAAACAGAAGACAUGCAUUCUAGUGAAGUGCGUACGAUUGCUACACUGAUGAAGGAAGUUCCAAAAUACAAACAACGAAUAGCAGGCAAAUCUCUACCGAUGGAGAAAUUUGCCUGCAAAAAAACCGAACGAUUCUUUACUCAGCAGUCGUUUUUAUAUGUGCCAGCUUUAGAACUAAUGUAUGUUUGGAAUUUAUUCAAAAUAUUGGGCAAACACUUUCACUUAGCAGACGGCGUCUACCGAAUAGUGGAGGAAAAUCUUAAUCAUUUCAACGAAUGCAUGAACUCAAAAACUAAUCCAACAUACGGAGUCUACGCAGCUGAUAAUAAGGCUUUACUUAUGUUACUUAAAGGUGCUUGCCUGCGGCAGAUGAAUAGCCCUCUACAAGCGACACGGUGCCUUGAGGACGUAAUUGCAAUGUAUAAAGAUAUUAAAGAGGAUCAUUACCUGGUGCCGUAUGCAAUUGUAGAGCUCGCACUUAUCUACAUUGACCAAGGCAGUAAAGAUCAAGCAAUUCUAGCGCUUGAAGAUGCGAAGAAGAAUUAUACCGGUUACUCACUAGAAUCACGUCUUCAUUUUCGCAUACAUACGGCACUCAUGGAGAUUAAAGGUAAAAGCUACGAAAACAUUCCAACUGGCGUAUAAUGAAAUAUGUAUGUCACUAUCAAGAAUCACGAAUAUUCGUCAAAUAGAUGGCAACACAACAACCUUUCUUAUUAUCACCAAAUUUGAUCUGAUGAGAAAUUGAAUGCAUUUAUACGAUAAAAAAAGUCGUGGAAUUUACAAUCAACAAAUAAUUUAGCAUGUCAUUCGGAAUUAUUGCCUAGUCAUGAAAUUCAAAGAAAUUCAUUUACUAUGCCAUUGAUUUAUUUUUAAUUGGAACAUGUUUUAUUUUUUUUCAUAUUUCGCUUAAAGCAAAUUUAUAAUAGAUGUUGACUCUUGAGCUAUGCUCAAGACAAUUGCGAAAAUUCUUUGGUGCUUGUUAUUGGAGUUCCAUGAUCGGUAUAGUACCACCUACAUUUGAUUUUUUUUCGGUGAGCUGUGGUAAGCUCUAAUGUUGUGUAAAAAAAGUUAAGGGAGAAGGUUAAAAUAAAAAUGCAAAUGAAA